CGCGUGAGUGGAGAAACAGGAACUCGUCUCGAGCCGUGAAAGGAGCCGAUUUGAGGAAGUUAACAAAAUAAAUGAACCUGAAAAUCACAGCUGAUGGACUCAAAGAAGACUGAAGAUUCUGACGGCUUCCACAGAGAUCAUGGGGUCUUGAGGCUCAGUUGAGGCCCCUUCCUCUGUGGGACACAGCUGCAGGUUGUUCUACUGGUCUGAAGAGCAAACAAACAGGCGGGCUGGUGUGCAAGUUUCCUGACAGCUGGGCACCCCAAAAGGACGAAGCGCUCUGAACGCGUGUGUGAUUGCUCUCGGCCCGUCACCUCUGACCCUGUGGGAUGGAUCGGUCGUGGGUGAGAAGGCCUUCGGGCUGGAGCUGCUGCUCCUGGAACUCUCUGAAGACCUGGCUUCCCAUCCUGUCCUGGUUACCCAGAUACAAAGUGAGCUACCUGCAGAUGGACGUGCUGGCCGGCCUCACGGUUGGGCUGACGGUCGUUCCUCAAGCGCUGGCGUACGCUGAGGUGGCAGGUCUUCCUGUGCAGUACGGACUCUACUCUGCAUUCAUGGGGGGGUUCAUUUACACCGUCCUCGGAACCUCGAAGGAUGUGACCCUGGGUCCCACAGCCAUCAUGUCCCUCCUGUGCUUCUCUGUGGUGGGGGGGCAGCCCCACAGAGCGGUGCUGCUCAGCCUCCUCUGUGGACUCGUUCAGGCGGCGAUGGCGUUACUCCGAUUAGGCUUCCUGCUGGACUUCAUCUCGUACCCCGUGAUCAAAGGCUUCACCUGUGCGGCUGCCGUCACCAUCGGCUUCGGCCAGGUUAAGAAUAUUCUGGGAAUCCAGGGGGUCCCUCAUCAGUUCUUCCUGGAGGUCUACUACACCUUUUACAAGAUCCCAGAGGCCAGAACAGGCGAUGUGGUGAUGGGCCUGCUCUGUCUGUGUCUGCUCACCAUGCUGACCUUCAUGAAGUCCAACCUGGUCUCCAAUGACUCCGCCUCUUGCUCCAGAAUGGCCAGGAAGUUCAUUUGGACAGUUGCAACCAUGCGUAACGCCCUGCUGGUCGUGGCAGCUUCCCUGUUUGCUUUCUCCUGCGAGGCGUACGGCCAUUAUUUCUUCACAAUCACCGGUCACACUUCACAGGGACUUCCACCCUUCAGGCCCCCACCCACCUCGGAUACCACAUCCAACGGGACCACCGUCUCCUUUGGAGAGAUGCUGAAGGACUUUGGUGGGGGGCUGGCUUUGAUCCCCCUCAUGGGUCUGUUGGAGAGCAUCGCCAUUGCUAAAGCAUUCGCCAGUCAGAACGACUACAGGAUCGACGCCAACCAGGAGCUGCUGGCAAUCGGAGUGACCAACAUAAUGGGCUCCUUUGUAUCAGCGUACCCCGUCACCGGCAGCUUUGGGAGGACCGCGGUGAACUCUCAGACGGGGGUUUGCACUCCAGCAGGAGGGAUCCUCACAAGUGUGAUUGUCUUGCUCUCCUUGGAGUUCCUCAUGCCAGCGUUCUACUACAUUCCCAAGGCUUCUCUGGCUGUAGUCAUCAUCUGCGCCGUGGCACCCAUGCUGGAUUACUGCGCCGUGGCAAGGAUGUGGAGCGUGCACAGGCUGGACCUGCUGCCGUUCACCAUCACCUUUCUGUUGAGUUUCUGGCAAGUGCAGUACGGCAUCAUGGCUGGGGUCGCCGUGUCUGGAGCUGGGCUGCUGUACAACAUGGCCAGACCCCGGAUAAAGGUAUCGGAUCACGGCGUGCUGGUGAUGCAGCCGUGCAGCGGCCUGACGUUUCCCGCCACAGAGCACCUGAGCCGCUUCAUCCACGCUCACGCUCUGCAGGUGUCCCCCCCACGAUCGGUGGUGUUGGACUGUCACCACGUCAGCGCCAUAGACUACACCGUGGUCAGUGAGCUGAAGGACCUGCUGAGGCAGUUUCAGCUGCGGCGCGUGAGGCUGGUCUUUUCAGGACUGAAGCCCUCCAUUCUGAAGGUUUUCCUGGCUGCGCAGCUGCAGGACUUCAGGGUUGCAGACACUGUGGAGGAAGCCCUGCAGAUGGAGUCUGGAUCGCCAGAGCCGCUCUUGGGGAGCGAUUAAGCUGCUCUUUUUGCACUCGGCAAGGACAAAGGCCAGUCUUAUAAUGUCUUGAAGUUAAGUCAUUGCAUCUUGACUAAAACCUUUCACAACUCACCCAUGUGGCUUCAUCAGUCUGAGUGGUUCUGGGAUCAAGCACCACUUAUAUCCUCCAGGUGGAUUGUCCACAUUCCUGCUAACAGCUGUUCUCAUUAAUGGGAACAAAGUAGAGAAUCUUGGUACGGCCGGCCGGUGGAGGCGAACCCAGGAGCAGAUCCAGGGAGUUCAAAAGAUAUAAAAACUAAAUAUCGCCGCUCAUCUCCAAGAGAACUGGGGGGUCCAGGAGAAGUCACAGCCAACCUGAGCAAAACUAAUUAAACAUGAACAAAACACCCU
Messenger RNA from Oryzias latipes (Japanese medaka), 2444 nucleotides. Its product is annotated as sodium-independent sulfate anion transporter. NCBI's taxonomy places the organism in Eukaryota, Metazoa, Chordata, Actinopteri, Beloniformes, Adrianichthyidae. Gene Ontology annotation, biological process: sulfate transmembrane transport. Gene Ontology annotation, cellular component: membrane. Gene Ontology annotation, molecular function: secondary active sulfate transmembrane transporter activity. The record is from RefSeq and is a predicted model, not a curated record.